Messenger RNA from Trypanosoma cruzi, 978 nucleotides. RefSeq lists its product as uncharacterized. The coding region runs from base 1 to 978 and encodes 325 amino acids. Lineage: Eukaryota; Euglenozoa; Kinetoplastea; Trypanosomatida; Trypanosomatidae. The record is from RefSeq and is a predicted model, not a curated record. The transcript has a single exon.
AUGCGGGCUACUUCCAGUCGAAUGCUGAAAAAGAUUUCGAGCGAUAAGGUGUGGAAGGCGGUGCCGCUUCCGCAGCCGUUUCACACGGCUCUUGAGACAGGCGACUGGGUGAAGGCGCUCCACGUUUAUCAGCGGCAUUCUUAUCAUGCACCGCCCGUUGACACCUUUGACCUCUUGAAGGCUGUCAUGCACGCGACGGGUGUGCGAGUGGAUGACGUAAAGAGCCGAUUUAAUGAGAAGAUACGCCUGUCUGCCAUUCUACAGAAAAAAACACCUGACGAAGUGGAGUGGAGUGUUUUUUGGGAAGCCCUAAACAAAGGUGACUCAAAAACGAUUAGUGCCGCCCUUAUGGGCGCUCGUCUAUCAAGCAUCACACAGCAGAUAACCACAGCGGAGGCAUGUGCUGUAUUGUUGAAGUCGGCUGGAGAAGACUGGGAGGCCAAAUUAGUGGACAAUUUUCCAUUUGCGACCGUGACGCGUUGCAAUCUCGUUCAUGUGGCGUUGGCUCAGAAGCGGUGGGACGUCGCGGUGGAGCUUCUUCGCAAUGUGAGGAUAAAUCGUAGUGACGUGAUGACCCUGUGGCCACUGAUUGAAGAGCUGGACUGGGAAAAGGUGCUUCUCCUCAUAUCAGCGUGUCCAAAAAAUUCAGUGCCAUUUGACCUUGCGUUACGCCACAUUCUUCGCGGCGGAUGCAGCUUGCAGUACCUUGCGGAACAUUUGGAGAAUGCGCGUGUUCUUGGUGAUGCGGACGUUGUGGCUCCGCUUCUAGCUCACGCGGUGGAAAUUGGCGAUUGGGACUUUGUUGGCAGAGGAAUGGAACAUCUUGUUGACAUUGGACAGAUAACGCAGCCGGCGCGAGAGGUGUUUGAGCACAUGGGAAAGAUACACGGCAUGGAAACGGUGUGCGCUCGCCUGGAGGAGCAUCGCAUUCCCCUUCAUCAUGUGACGGUGGAAAAUUUAGAGAGUCUCAGACUGUGA